Messenger RNA from Orcinus orca (killer whale), 1227 nucleotides. Its product is annotated as integumentary mucin A.1-like. Bases 94 to 954 code for a protein of 286 amino acids. The record is from RefSeq and is a predicted model, not a curated record. Lineage: Eukaryota; Metazoa; Chordata; Mammalia; Artiodactyla; Delphinidae. The transcript has 7 exons.
UUCAGGGCAGUCUCAUCGCUUGUGGGCGAGGCUGUUUUCUUCCCAACCCCCUGGGAAUGCCUCCUCUGGGACCUGGGCCUGAGGUUGUAAUAAAUGCCCAGCAGAGCUGCGGUCCAGCACCCUGGGUCCUCCCCACCUCCGCUAGCCUGCCGCGCUCCCUGCCCUGGCACCGGCGUCAUGCUCUGGAAGGCCCUGCUCCUCCUCUCCGCCUGCUUUGCCCUGGCGGUGACUUACCCCGCACUGCUUCAGGAAUUCAUCACUGACUUAGAGUCAACCACUGUCCUGGAGUCAACCACUGACCCAGAGUCGACCACUGGCCUAGAUUUGACUACUGGCCUACAGUGGACCACUGGCCUAGAGUUGACCACUGGCCUAGAGUUGACUACUGGCCCAGAGUCGACCAUUGGCCCAGAGUUGACCACUGACCCAGAGUCGACCACUGGCCUAGAUUUGACCACUGGCCUAGAGUUGACCACUGGCCUAGAGUCAACCACUGACCCAGAGUCGACCACUGGCUCAGAGUCGACCACUGGCCCAGAAUUGACCACUGGCUUAGAGUCGACUGCUGACCCAGAGUCGACCACUGGCCUACAGUGGGCCACUGGCUUAGAGUCAACCACUGACCCAGAGUCGACCACUGGCCUAGAGUCGACCACUGACCCAGAGUCGACCACUGGCCUAGAGUCGACCACUGACCCAGAGUCGACCACUGACCCAGAGUCGACCACUGGCCUAGAGUCGACCACUGACCUGUCAGACUUGACCACGCACCAUGACUUCACUGAAGAUGCACAAACAACAACUGACGUGUAUUUGGAGAACACACAGACUUUUGAAUUGCCUACUAAUGUGGGAUUAAACACCCUGAGCUCUAAGGAAGAAGCCACUGAGGUCACAGAGGAGCCCAGCACCUCCACGGGAAGCAACGAGUACAACACAGUGUUUUUUGUUUAGAAAAUGAAGCAGAUUCUCAUUACCUGUGACCAUCGCUCUACUAACCACAACAUUCUAAGAAGAUUCUGAGCCUCUGAACAAGCCUUCCAUUCCAUUAUAGGAGCUUGAAUAAUUGUAAAAGACUAGACUAGUGAGACAUCGGAGGUACCUACUUGAGGAUAAACAGAGUGGCAGGAAUUAUACACAGACAGAAGAGGGGCAUCUCUUAACCAUGUCCCAUUUAAUAUGGGCUCAAUAAAUGUUCAUUUGUACUAAAUUUUGAGAGGGGGUUUU